Messenger RNA from Trematomus bernacchii (emerald rockcod), 4866 nucleotides. RefSeq names its product TBC1 domain family, member 32 (gene tbc1d32). Gene Ontology annotation, biological process: non-motile cilium assembly. The coding region runs from base 99 to 3995 and encodes 1298 amino acids. The record is from RefSeq and is a predicted model, not a curated record. NCBI's taxonomy places the organism in Eukaryota, Metazoa, Chordata, Actinopteri, Perciformes, Nototheniidae. The transcript is spliced from 34 exons.
CGUUUCCAUAGAGACGCAGCACUCGGUGGCAAAUUCUCCCAAAAUGCUACCUGGAUGAAACAGUUGUACAAGUCCAUAAACAAGGACCAACAGUAGAGAUGUCUCAGUUGUCGGCUGAAGACGAAGCGGAGUUGCAGUCCCUGCUGAAGCAGCUUCUGAGAAGCAUCAACGACAGGAUCUCUGGAGCUCCGUCCACCGAAUGUGCUGAAGAGAUCCUCCUCCACCUGGAAGAGACUGACAAGAACUUCCACAAUUAUGAGUUUGUCAAGUAUCUCCGUCAGUAUGUGGAGAGCUCUCUGGGGACUGUGGUGGAAGAAGAGACCAAUUACCUGACCAGAGGAGAUGGACAACAUGCAAUAGGCUCAGGUCACGACACCCUGAUUCAUGCUAUCACCCGGAAGAGCAGAGACUCAGCAGAGUACCAGCAGAUGAUGCAGACUCUAAAAAACACCAUGAUCAUGGUGGUGGAGUCUUUAAUCAACAAAUUUGAGGAGGACCAGAUGAGGAAGGAGGAGAUACACAGAGAGCAGCAGCACAGCCAGGCCAACAGCCAGUACACCGACAACUGCUCCGACAGCGACUCCUCCUUCAACCAGAGUUAUGCUUUCAUCAGACAAGAGCAGCUUCAAGUUUUGGCUGAACAACUUGACUCCAGCCGACCAAAAGAGGUGCGUUGGGAAGCUCUUCAGGUUCUGUGCGGAGCCCCCCCCUCUGACGUGCUGAUCUGUGAGAGCUGGAGCAGCCUGCGCAGGAACCUCUGUGACGCUCUGACCGACCCCGACCUCAGCGAUAAUGUCCUGCAGUUUUUUGCUAAAAGCUUCUCCUCCUCUCCACUGAAUGUGACCAGAGAGAUCUACACCAGUCUGGCUAAAAGUGUGGAGUCAAGUUUCCUGUCUCAUAAGCUAAGCUUUCCAACGGGCUCAGCCACCAUCGACAUCAACAGACCUGAGAUCAGUCGCCUUCUCAAACAGAUGCGGUUGAUGAAUGAUUUUCAAAAAGAGGUGACAACGUUUUGGAUCCGCCAUCCUGAGAAGUACAUGGAGGAAGUUAUAGAGAGCACUUUCUCUCUGCUGUCUUUACAUCAUGAACAUGGCUCAGGUUCACCUGGGACAGAGAACGUCCUGGAACCCAUUCACCUGCUGGCCUUACUGGAUGUUAAAGCUACCUGGUUUAAAAAGUGGAUGCAUGGAUACUACAGCAGGACUGUAGUUCUCAGACUCCUGGAGAGAAAAUACAAGUCUCUGAUUGUAGCAGCCCUUCAGCAGUGUAUCCAUUACACUGAAUCCUGUGAACGUGUAACAAAUGAAACUGAUCCCCAGUCAGCGGAGCAGCAGGAACCCGGCUCAGUCCAGAGGAGUGUUUACACGGGAAAAGAGCUUGAGUAUGCUUUCUUCGUCCACUCGCUGUGUGUCCUGGGGAAACUGCUCAUCUACACCAACGGCAGGAAGCUCUUUCCCAUCACAGUGAAGAAGCGCAGAGAUCCAGUCAGCCUGACAGACCUGGUGGUCAUCCUGAUUAACAUCGUGUACCAACACCCCAAACCCCUGCACAGUGACCCCUCACACACAGACUCGCUGACGCCCAGCUGUCUGGCGAUGGAAGUGCUGUGGAUGCUGUGUGAGAGGACAGAGAGCGCAGCAGAGUGUCUCCACCAGACCGCUGUCAUAGAGACGCUGCUGGCUCCUGUCAUCGCUCUGCUCAAUGGACAGCAGGUGAAAUUAAAAUCUUCGGCAGCAACACUGCCUCUGAUCGCUGAUGUUCUGGCUCGCAUCGCAAACACCGACAGGGGAUUAUCUCUCUUCCUAUAUGAGAAGAAUCUCGUUGUAUCCAACAAUGAGAGAACUUUUCCUGCUCAUGUCAUCGUGCAGUUCACCCUCAUGCUGCUGGAGAAGGAGCUGUCCUCCCUGAGUGACUCUGACAUGUCCCAAACAUGGUGUGGAGCCUUUAUCUUCGUCUGUCGGCAGAUGUACAACACCUGUGAGGGUCUGCAGGUCCUCCGACCCUACAGCCUGCACAAAGCGGUCGCUGCUGCAUGGAAAAAGACCAGUUCUCUGUCAGAAAGGGUCCCAACACCGGUACCUGGAGCCACUGCUGGGACAUUCUCCCACAACAUCAGGCUCAUCUGGGAGGAGACGCUGUUGGACAGCCUGCUGAACUUUGCUGCAACUCCUAAAGGUCUGCUGCUGCUCCAGCAGACAGGAGCCAUCACUGAGUGCGUCUCCUACAUGUUCUCACGCUUCACUAAGAAACUACAGGUGAGCCGCUGUGAGAAGUUUGGAUAUGGCGUGAUGGUGACACAGGUGGCAGCAACCGCUCCAGGGGUGGCAGCUUUACACACUUCAGGUUUGGUCCGUGCACUAGUGGUAGAGCUGUGGUCUGUUCUCGAGUGCGGCAUUGAAGAGGUGGGGGUGGUCUGUCCCAGGCCCACACCCAUGGAGCCCAUAGACAGGAGCUGCCUUAAGUCCUUCCUCUCCUUGGUGAACCUGCUCUCCUCCUCCCAGGCAGUUUGGGAGCUGCUUGGCCGGCAGCCUCUUGCCAACAAAAGUGAAUACACCCUGAGAGAGAUGCCAACCUCCAUUCCUGAUAUGAUUGACAGGCUGAUUGCUGUGAAUACAGAUGCUAAGAUUCAUUCCCUGUUCCACUAUGAGCAGUCUCACACAUUCGGCCUGAGACUGCUCAGUGUGCUCUGCUGUAAUCUGGACUCCUUCCUGCUGCUGGAGAGUCAGUAUAACAUCGUGUCCAUGCUGCUGCAGAGUCAGAGGGAGAACGGCACCGAGCAGGACAAUGAUGGGGAGUUCAUCAUAGACAACCUGUCAGUGGAGAGGAAUCACGUUCUGGUUCGGGUUAGUGCGGUGGGCGGUCCGUCUGAGAGGAAGCUUCCUCCUCGAGCACUGCAAGAGGGUGAGGACCCUUACCCCUGGCCCAUGUUUUCAAGCUCCCCUCUACCCACCUGCUACACUUUGGACCCACCAAAGAUCCACCGUGACUCGCAGGACUCUGAGAUGAGUACAUUUCUGGCAUCUUUUAAAGACUCCAAGAAUGAGGCGAGCUGGAUGGAGGACUGCCGGAGACAGUAUUGCAAAAUGAUGACCUCCAAACCCAACGUCCUCACUGGAAAGGUGCUGGCUGACCUUCUGGAGAAGGUUGUGGCUCAUCUAUCCAGCUCUGCCUCCGAGUGCUUCUUCUCUCCGGCGCAGUACAAAGCUGAGGAGAAGACUGUGCAGAGUGCUGUAUUAUCAUCUGUGGAGCAGCUGGGGAUCAACACCUGUCUCAGAUACGGCAGCUACCUGAAGCUCCUGACAGAAGAUGCUGUGAGCGACCUGCCGCUGCUGAUGAAGAAUAUUAAGAUCUUCUUGUCCACGCAGCGAGUAACAACUGCGUCAGAGCUCAUCACUCAGCAGGACGGGUAUCCGGGCUACGACUGGCUGGCCUCCACAGUGUUUCUCAUCAUGGCGGGGAACAUGGACCGCUCUCUAAAGCUGUUGCUCAACCUGUCCUCUCUGCUCACUUCUGCAUUCAUCUGGCCAGCGAGGAUACAUGCCUCUAUCCAUGUUCCUGUGGAAGUAGCUGAGUCAGGAAUCUCUCCUAUGUACUGGUGUACUGCUCACUACGUGGAGAUGCUGCUGAAAGCUGAAGUUCCUCUGGUUCACUCCGCCUUCAGGAUGUCUGGUUUCACCCCGUCACAGAUGUGCCUGCACUGGUUGACUCAGUGUUUCUGGAACUACCUGGACUGGACCGAGAUCUGCCACUACGUUUCCACCUGUGUGCUGAUGGGUCCGGACUACCAGGUGUACAUGUGUGUGGCCGUCUUCACACACCUGCAGCCAGACAUCCUGCAGCGCACUCAGUCCCAGCAGCUGCAGGUCUACCUCAAGGAGGAGCCAGUCCAGGGCUUUAAGGUCAGCGACUACAUGGAGCUGAUGGAGGGACUGGAGCAAAGAUACAGAAACAUCGUCCUCACCGACAUGAAAACCAUCCGCAACCCUGUGGCGUAGGAGAAGCUUUCUGUGUUACUACAGGACGUUUUUAAAGUGGCUGUUUGACCACUUAAAGUACAUUAAUGAUAGCUUGUUUAAGAGGCAGUAAAUACCUGGAUGUCUUGUGGUGGAAACUGAAGCUGUGUUUCUCAAAAGUACCUUAAAAGCACAUAUGCAGUAUUAAAGCACAGAGAAAAGACCAACAUGCCUAAUGUUUAUAAAAGUCUCUCUUCACAACAACACUGCAAAGAGAAGUGGGGUCCAUAACUCAGGUUUGCUACAUAAAGUGAAAGGAUGUUUGUUUUCUUAGCUUCUGUUAUUGACAACAAAUUAUGAAAAGACAGAAACCAACGGUAUAUUCAUUUUAUUGACGUUCUUCUUUUGCAGUAGAAUAUAAAAUGUGGAAGAAUCCGCUGCUGAAAAUAGUCCCAAACAAAAGCAGUAUUUACUCCUGUUUGAGAAACGUUUCCAAACAACUUCUGCAGCUGUUCAAGGUUAUUACUGAACCUGUUUGACCUGUUUGUAUGCCAAAGGGUGAGGCUCGAAGAGUAUCGAGAGACGAGACUAAUUCGUUUUUUGGGAUGAUCUUUUCAUUGGAUUUGCAUAUUGGAUACCACCAGCCUAAUCCUUUAUGGAGUCAAAUGUUGAAGAAUACAUGAUUUCUUGCAACAACUUGAACAGAUUCUCAGAUAAACCUCUAAGUUGUACCUCUAAAAAGCGACUGUACAUGAUGUAGAUAUGUGAGCACCAUGGAAAACAGUUUGAAAGAUCUAACAAUUACAUCUAGAAAAUGUUCUUCUGUAUUUAUUCUUCCCUGCAAUGUAAAUAUCUCAGACCUUUUGUAUGUGUUCUGCGAGAUGCUCCUGUUCCAAGUGUUACAAUUAAAAAU